This is a messenger RNA of Coniophora puteana RWD-64-598 SS2, 1175 nucleotides long. RefSeq lists its product as uncharacterized. The record is from RefSeq and is a predicted model, not a curated record. The transcript is spliced from 12 exons. Lineage: Eukaryota; Fungi; Basidiomycota; Agaricomycetes; Boletales; Coniophoraceae. The coding region runs from base 108 to 1103 and encodes 331 amino acids.
CGAUGUUUGACGCUCUUAGAAUGGUGCUGUGCCCGUUGCUGGAAUAAAAGUCGUUUCCAGAACUUGUGGUGACGGCACUCGCAUAUCGCUCGACGCUCAUUCGCAACAUGAUCGUCAUCAACUCAUCUCUAUGGCUCCCUCUCGUCUGGCGCACGCAGAAUGAAAGCUACGCACUGGUUGCGUUAUGUUUCGCGACUAUAUACGACUACCUACUUCGAUUCGAUAGCGAGAUGCAAUACGUGUGGACAUGGUCCUCCGAUUCGAAAAUCCCACAGCCUGACCGGUCGCGAUCGCGAUUUUCCUUGAUCAACAUGCUAUACAUCCUGCUGCGCCAUUUAGGUAUUCUGUACAGCCUACUGGAGCUCUCGUUCUUUGUAUUUGGAACAAGGAUGUCUGAUAAAGUGCGCUACGUACUGUUCCUCGUCUCCAUGAGCUUCCAGGUCGUCGUCAUCGGUGCACUACAGGCGAUGAUGAUACUCCGGCUACACGCUUUGUACUCGGGCUCAACCAAGAUGCUAUACUUCCUGCUCUCGUCAUACAUCCUACAGUCCAUCGUCUCGGUGGCAGCGUCCAUCGUAUUGUAUGGUCCUCACGGACAAACCAUCAUGUCAGACCUGAUGCAAAACAGCGCAUGGAUAUGCGGCAACCUCCUCUCCUCGUCCGCGUUCUGGGCAGGCACACUCAGCCAGCUCACGACGCUCGCGUACGAAGCGGUGAUACUCGCGCUCACGCUCUACUGCUACGUCCGCAACUGGGCCACCGCGUGCCGUCUGCGCGGGCUGGCUUUUGUCCUCGUCAGAGACAACGUGUUGUAUUUUCUCUUGCUGCUCACAGCGCUGUCCCUGGAGAUCACAUCCUUCGAGUCGUGGGCUGGAGCUCAACGUACAUCCGAGAACGGUCUAGUCUAUCUGUGCGUAUCAGACGUGAUCGUCAUCACGGCGACGUGCAUAUUCGGACCGCGGAUGGUUAUUAAUAUCCGAAUGCAGGAGCGGGGCAGAGGCGCGGACGCGUCUGUGGAAAGCUGGGAGAGCUGUCUUGAGCACCUCAGAUCCGUCAGGUUCGCGACGGCGGUCGUGGCAGAGGGUGAAGUUGACAUGGUUUAGAUUUAUAUUCAACCUUCAUUAUAUUAUUCUUGUAACAUCCUCCGAUUAUUAGCAAUAUUCAUCCUGGAAUUC